This is a messenger RNA of Dendronephthya gigantea, 2573 nucleotides long. RefSeq lists its product as uncharacterized. The record is from RefSeq and is a predicted model, not a curated record. Gene Ontology annotation, cellular component: membrane. The transcript has a single exon. The coding region runs from base 318 to 1280 and encodes 320 amino acids. NCBI's taxonomy places the organism in Eukaryota, Metazoa, Cnidaria, Anthozoa, Malacalcyonacea, Nephtheidae. Gene Ontology annotation, molecular function: aspartic endopeptidase activity, intramembrane cleaving.
CUUUAAACUUUCUUUAUCUGAUAAACUCAGGCAAUAUACCAACACUUAUAAUCUAUUACUUAAUCACCAAGACUACAUAUGACAACCUUAUAUUCCAUAUAUUGCCCGAGAAAGGCUGGCUGUAUUGAAUUGUAGCCCGAAAGCACGUGUGUUAUCUGGCUUAAAGAAGACAAUACCCCACCAUUAUUCAUUGUUUGGUAGUUACGCCGGAUAAAACCCUAGGACAAAGACAGCCAUUUUGACACACAGUAAACACAUUGAAUCCACGACGAGCGGCCAGUUAGUUUCCUUUCAGUCGUUCAAAGUGGAUUAACAAGAUGAUCAACUACAAUUUUUGGCUCAUGGACGCUUUCACAAGCUGUCUGAUAUUCGUGAGUGCUUUGACCGGCGACAAGAGACAGAGAGUAAUGAAACUAGACUCGAAAUUCGACGGCGAUUCGGUGUACGAUGAUUCGGAGGAGUGCAAUCAAACAUACAUGGCACGAAAGCGGGAAGUUCGCUUACAUUUGGGACAUUACCUCGUCUUAAAUUUCACAUAUUUCGCAAUAAUGGCGCUUCUGGUCGUCGCUCUACGACAUUACCCGAUUUAUAUAGUUUUUAUCCAACACAUGGCGGUGGUCGCCUUUAUUAUGAUAGCCUUCGACGGAUGGUUUCGACCGGCCAUUGCUUACCCGCUCGGUGUAUUGCUGUCAAUUGUGUGGUUUUUUUCGGGAAGUACGGCAUAUCGUUGGAUAAUAAACAAUGCAAUCAUAGUCAUAUUUACACUUAUGGUGGGAGAUGUUCAGUUCAAAAACUUUGCUGUUUUACAGAUCUUUAUGUGGUCCGCGUUUGUAUACGAUGUUUGCGUGUUGGCUGGCAACACGAAUUUAGCACCGUCGCUAUUUAGUGUCGGUGUGGAAAACUGUGACACUCUGAUAUGUCAUCUGUUUCGCAUGCACGAUAAGUGGGAACUACCAUCGGUCUUCACGAUGAAAUUCGGCAGCGCUACGCAAGUGUUUCUGGGAACUGGCGAUAUUCUCCUCGGAGCAUUGGUCGUGAACUUCUCCAAGUAUUUCUUCAAGUCGACCAAGUACGUUAUAGCGAUUGUGCUUAGUUUUUCGUUCGCCAUCGGUUUGCUAAGCCAAAUCGAGUCGAUGCCGUUUCCUGCACUAGCAACCAUCGUGCCAGUGUGCACUACGGCAAUAAUCCUGUGUGCUGUCGUGAGUGGACAAACCAGGCAGUUGUUUUCAAUGAGCAAAGAGGGCCUGUCUCGGGAGCCAGUGGGAUUGCUUCUAGCCUGACAGAACAUAAAAAAGAUCUUUGCUAAUCCUAGGAUUGGCCGAGUUCAAAUUCUUCAUAUUUGGCAUACAAGUUGCAGAGAUUACGGAGUGUUAGGACUCUCAUGCAGGUUUAUAUCAAAUCAUUUAUUUUAGAUAGGGUUUGUCAAUUAGCCUUUUUCACGAUGACGUUUUUGGGGUAUUUUCAAUUUUCUCCUCUGAUCUAAAAAAUUACAUUCAGCCUAAAAUUAACGACAGGUGCCGUUACAAGGUCUUUCGCCAGCGGUUUUGAAAAAAGUACCCCAGAAAUGGCGACAUAUUCGUCAUCGUGAGAAAGGGUAAUUGUCAUGAUUUUAGCUAAAACUUUUUAUUAUAAAUUUGCGGCGUUGCACGGGUAGUUCUCAGUCUGAUUCAAACAAUCGUCUAGCGAUUCAAAAUUAAAUGUAAACAUGCCUUCUUCAUGCAUGCAAUAGCCGUACUAGUCGAUAAAAUAUUGACUUAACCUAAUAACCUUGGUUUAAAAUUGACCUCAUUCUCAUUUCAAACACGCCAAAUUAUUUACGUGCGUAUAGGCUUUUGUUGAUUGUUAAUCACUAUAUUGGCCGGUUAUAAUAUCGGCCAGAGUUAAAGGACCGUCUCGAAUUGCGAUUUCCAUUGCAUUGAAUUGAGCUCAAGUGUUUGUAUAUAUAGUCACUAACAAAACUGGUGAAAUGACAACAAAAAAUUUACUUAAAUUGUGAUCAAAAUAAUGCAUUUUCUGUUGCAUGCCGUGCUUUGUAUAUUUAGUUUUAUUCGUUUGCUUUAUAAAUUAUCCGUUAAGCCGUAACAAUAUGACUUAGUCCGGACUCUAUACCGGAUUCGCAUGGUCACGACAUCAAAUUUAACCAUGUCAAAGCACGUUUUACCCUCAAAGGUAUGAUAGCAUGAUUGUCUUACAUGGUUUGUCAAAUGAAGAAGUUCUGCAUGGUGACAGGGAUACCGUAAAACGGUUGAAACUGAUUUCGUGACCAUGUGAAUCCGGUAUAGUGUAAACGGGUCUUGUAGUCGCCGAAGUUUAGAUACGGCGGACGAGAGACAACCAGUGUUUUAAAUCUUUAUAAUACCAAUACGGUGAACUCCGGUCUUGCAUGCAGCAAACAAUACACAACAAAAGUUCAAACCCAAAGGAUGCGAGUCGGCAACACGAGUUUAAUCUGCAACUAUCUUCAGAAGCAAUGAGUUUAAAAGGAAGGGGAAUUUUGAAAGUUAUGGACAUGCAGCCAGUGGCGUAGCCAGAACGAUAAUUGGGGGGGCCAAUAUUCAUAUAUUCGUGAUACG